AUGUCCCAGCCGUCCCCAGCUGAUGAAGGCCCCACAUUUGAGCACCUCUGGAGCUCGCUGGAACCAGACAGCACCUACUUCGACCUGCCUCCAGCCAACCCCAGCAGCAGCAAUGAGGUCUCCAACAGCACAGAGGUCACCAUGGACGUGUUCCAGAUGAGAGGCAUGACUGACUCGUCCCAGUUCAAUUUGCUCAACAGCAGCAUGGAUCAGAGCAUCGGCAGCAGAGCAGCCUCCACCAGCCCCUACAGCUCCGAGCACACCUCCAAUGUCCCAACGCACUCGCCCUACUCGCAGCCCAGCUCUACCUUCGAGGCCAUGUCCCCGGCGCCCGUCAUCCCCUCCAACACCGACUACCCCGGUCCCCACCACUUCGAGGUGACCUUCCAGCAAUCCAGCACCGCCAAAUCGGCCACCUGGACCUACUCCCCGCUGCUGAAGAAGCUCUACUGUCAGAUCGCCAAGACAUGCCCCAUCCAGAUCAAGGUGUCCACCUCACCUCCCCCGGGCACCAUCAUCCGGGCCAUGCCCGUCUACAAGAAGGCAGAGCACGUCACCGAGGUGGUGAAACGCUGUCCCAACCACGAGCUGGGCCGUGACUUCAACGACGGCCAGUCAGCCCCUGCCAGCCACCUCAUCCGGGUGGAAGGCAACAACCUGUCCCAGUACGUGGAUGACCCAGUGACGGGGCGGCAGAGCGUGAUGGUGCCCUACGAGCCCCCUCAGGUGGGGACCGAGUUCACCACCAUCCUGUACAACUUCAUGUGCAACAGCAGCUGCGUGGGAGGGAUGAACAGGAGGCCCAUCCUCAUCAUCAUCACCUUGGAGACGAGAGACGGGCAGGUCCUGGGGAGGAGAUCCUUCGAGGGGCGGAUCUGUGCCUGUCCUGGCAGGGACAGGAAAGCUGAUGAAGAUCAUUUCCGAGAGCAGCAAGCCCUGAAUGAGAGCACGGCCAAGAACGGCAACGCCAACAAGCGCACCUUCAAGCAGAGCCCCCAGGGCAUCCCAGCGCUGGGCACUGGCAUUAAGAAACGGAGGCACGGGGAGGAGGAGAUGUACUAUGUGCCUGUGCGAGGCCGGGAGAACUUUGAGAUCCUGAUGAAGAUAAAGGAGAGCCUGGAGCUGGUGGAGCUGGUCCCACAGCAGCUGGUGGAUUCCUACCGGCAGCAGCAGCAGCAGCUCCAUCAGAGGCAGAGCCAGCUGCAGACACCUUCCUCCUACGGCCCCGUCCUUUCCCCCAUGAACAAAGUGCACGGAGGAGGGAUCAACAAGCUGCCCUCUGUGAACCAGCUGGUGGGACAGCCUGCCCAGCACGGCUCCAGCUCUGCACCCGGCCUGGGCCCCAUGGGACCUGGAAUGCUGAACAGCCACCCCAUGCAGAGCAAUGGAGAAAUGAACGGGGGCCACUCCUCCCAGCCCAUGGUGUCGGGGUCCCACUGCACCCCCCCUCCACCCUACAACGCUGACCCCAGCCUCGUCAGUUUUUUAACAGGAUUGGGGUGUCCAAACUGCAUCGACUAUUUCACCUCACAAGGGUUACAGAAUAUUUACCACCUGCAGAACCUAUCCAUAGAGGAUCUCGCAGCACUGAAGAUCCCGGAGCAGUACCGCAUGAUCAUCUGGCGGGGCCUGCAGGAGCUCAAGCAGAGCCACGACUACGGGGCCCAGCAGCUGAUCCGCUCCAGCAGCAGCAACGCCUCCACCAUCUCCAUCGGCAGCUCGGGCGAGCUGCAGCGGCAGCGGGUGAUGGAGGCCGUGCACUUCCGCGUGCGCCACACCAUCACCAUCCCCAACCGCGGCACCGCCGACGACUGGGCCGACUUCGGCUUCGACCUGCCGGACUGCAAAUCCCGCAAACAGUCCAUAAAGGAGGAGUUCACGGAGGGAGAGAUCAACUGAGGGGCUCCGGAUGCUGGCGGGGUGAUAAACCCCCCUCCACCCCCUCAAAAAUGUGUUUGCAGCCUUGGGCACCUGGAGAAGUUUAAGUUUGUUACAGCCAGGGGAACUGCGGGCCCUGAGCCAGGCAGGAGGUGCCUGCCUGGGGAGGAAACUGGAGGUGAGGAGGAGGAGGAAGGAAAGGAGGAGGGCAGCCGAGCCAGCUCAGCAGCCAGAGUGGGGUUUCUGCGUGCCCAUGGCACAGGAGGCACUGUGUGGUUUGUGUUUUCCUGGAGCAUCCCUCCAUCCAGCAGUGUAAGGACAGCACGUUUUUCUCAUCCCUGCUUGCCGUCCGUGCUCUUCGUGGUGUCCCAGACUGAGAGGGCUUUGCCACUGCAACAGACUCAGCCCUGACCUGACCUGUGCAGGGACUGGUGUGAAGCCACAUCCUGCAUUUCCAUGGACUGCCAAAUGCACCCCUUCCCUCAGCAGAGUCAGAAAAACCCUGUUUGUCCAUUACCAAUGUGUUCUUGUACUUAAAAGUUGGUGUAUAUAAACAGAAUGUACAUACAGUAAACUCGCUGUGCUGUAAGGAGAAAGAUUUAUUUUCAUGUAAGCUAUAAAAAUUGAUACUGACUCCUGAGACACUGCAGUGUCAUG
This is a messenger RNA of Melospiza georgiana, 2535 nucleotides long. RefSeq names its product tumor protein p73 (gene TP73). The transcript has 13 exons. Gene Ontology annotation, molecular function: RNA polymerase II cis-regulatory region sequence-specific DNA binding; DNA-binding transcription factor activity, RNA polymerase II-specific; protein binding. NCBI's taxonomy places the organism in Eukaryota, Metazoa, Chordata, Aves, Passeriformes, Passerellidae. Gene Ontology annotation, biological process: protein tetramerization; apoptotic process; regulation of transcription by RNA polymerase II. Gene Ontology annotation, cellular component: nucleus. The record is from RefSeq and is a predicted model, not a curated record. The coding region runs from base 1 to 1899 and encodes 632 amino acids.